Molecule: messenger RNA, 1677 nt
Organism: Boeremia exigua
Lineage: Eukaryota; Fungi; Ascomycota; Dothideomycetes; Pleosporales; Didymellaceae
Product: mannose-1-phosphate guanyltransferase-like protein
Exons: 5
Coding region: 215-1309 (364 amino acids)
Biological process (GO): GDP-mannose biosynthetic process; cell wall mannoprotein biosynthetic process
Cellular component (GO): cytoplasm
Molecular function (GO): GTP binding; mannose-1-phosphate guanylyltransferase (GTP) activity
Source: RefSeq, a predicted model, not a curated record
GCUUCCUGGCCUGAGUUCAUAAUGUCCAGCUGUCCUCACCAUUGCGCUCUUUGACUCUGUCUGCUUGUUCACCUGCACGCUAUAUCUAGUGUCCUGUCUGCAGUUCACUCGUUUGCCUUUCGCUUACUUGCUGCCUCCGUUGUCGAAGAUCCACCUCUUCUUCAGCCCCUCCACAACCUUCUAAACCGUCUUACGUACCACCACCACCAACAACAUGAAGGCCAUCAUUCUCGUCGGAGGGUUCGGUACCCGUCUGAGGCCUCUCACCCUCACAUACCCCAAGCCGCUUGUUGAGUUCGCAAACAAGCCCAUGAUCCAGCACCAGAUCGAGGCUCUUGCCUCUGCCGGUGUUACCGAUGUGGUCCUUGCGGUCAACUACCGCCCAGAGAUCAUGGCCGAGGCCCUGAAGGAAUACGAGAAGCAGUACAACAUCAAAAUCACAUUCUCCGUCGAGACCGAGCCCCUCGGCACCGCCGGCCCUCUGAAGCUUGCUGAGGCCAUCCUUGGCAAGGACGAUUCGCCGUUCUUCGUCCUCAACGCCGACGUUACCUGCGAAUACCCCUUCGCGCAGCUCGCCGAGUUCCACAAGCAGCACGGUGACGAGGGCACGAUCGUCGUCACAAAGGUGGAAGAGCCUUCCAAGUACGGUGUUGUCGUACACAAGCCCAGCCACGCCUCGAGAAUUGACCGCUUCGUUGAGAAGCCCGUUGAGUUCGUCGGCAACCGUAUCAACGCCGGCAUCUACAUCCUCAACCCUAGCGUCCUCCAGCGCAUCGAGCUCCGCCCCACAUCCAUCGAGCAAGAGACUUUCCCCGCUAUCUGCAAGGACGGAGGUCUGCACUCGUUCGAUCUCGAGGGUUUCUGGAUGGAUGUUGGACAGCCCAAGGACUUCCUCUCUGGCACCUGCCUAUACCUUUCAUCUCUGCAGCGCAAGAACCCCAAGGCUCUUGUUUCGCUUAACGAGCCCUACGUGUACGGCGGCAAUGUCAUGAUCGACGAGACCGCAAAGAUUGGCAAGAACUGCCGCAUCGGUCCCAACGUUACAAUUGGCCCCAAUGUUGUCAUUGGCGACGGUGUUCGUCUUCAGCGCUGCGUGUUGCUGAAGAACAGCCGCGUCAAGGACCACGCCUGGGUCAAGUCGACCAUUGUUGGCUGGAACAGCACUGUUGGCAAGUGGGCUCGUCUUGAGAACGUAACGGUUCUUGGCGACGAUGUCUCCAUUGGCGACGAAGUCUACGUCAAUGGCGGUUCCGUCCUACCCCACAAGUCCAUCAAGCAGAACGUCGAUACUCCUUCGAUCAUCAUGUAAACUUACCUUCGAUUCUUCCAUCGACCGGGUGCGACCGACGUACGGCUUUUAAUCACGUUCUACUUCUUGUAUAUUCUGCGAUACCGAUCUUUCACGUCUUGCGAGCAGCUGCAGAUAGACUGCAGUUGUCAUGUCUUUUUCUCUCAACUCUCGGCAUCGUUCAUCAAAAGCGCGUAGGGCUCGGCUGGGGUUCAUUGGUCAUAGGUUGGGAAGUACGUGUCUACGGAGCGUGCAGGGGUACUAUAUUAGGGAUUUGCAGCGUUUACAUUUCUUGGCAGCAUUAACGACGGCUUGCUGUAGCAAUCAUACGGACGAUUCACGUGUCGUAUAUAGCGAGAUAUAUCCCGCAAUCAAAAGAGAUACCCUGA